UACGUGUGUGCACGCGCUACAGUUUGACACAAUGAUGCACGGUACAGUUCGGUUCUGAGAGACAACGAAAGCAAAACGUGGAGCACUUUUUCAACACGCAUGCAGAGCUGACGGUGAAAGGCAAGUGGGCUGUCUGUAAAACACGUGCGCUUAGGAAAAUAUGUUUUUUGUUGUUGUUUUUUUUAUAAACCGGAACAGACGUAUUCCCGCUUCCAGUCGGACACGUGCGGGAAUUACGCGCCAUGUAGUUGGUACGCAUGCGCAUUAGGUCUUUUCAGUACCCGUGUGCUUCAGCUGCAAACAAGCCACCAUUGGUGAGUUUGGGUUCUUCGUCGAAGUUGUUCAGCUUUGCGCAUCUUACACGAUUGUCCAGUAUCAGACUGAUUUUUACACCACUGACUGUGGCAUAAUAGUGCUUGCACCAUGGAAGGUGCUGAAAGUGAUCUUACACUGGAAAAGAAGCGAUUGACAGAAGAUGCAUGUCUCCAUACUUCACACUCGGUGUCUGUGGUUUUGAAGCCAAGCAAAAUUGAUGAGUGUGGAAGAAAUCAGACAAACCAAGUUACCUUGUCUUCUGUUACACUUACUCAGAGUUCAACUCAAGAAAGUCGCAUGAACGGCGACAUUAAAGUCACUCUGGAGAACGAAUCGGUUUGGAGUCGGUUUCACGACUUAGGCACAGAGAUGAUCCUCACAAAGCAAGGCCGGCGUAUGUUCCCCUGCUGUCGAUUUAAACUAAGUGGAUUGGAUCCACAAAGGAAGUACUUUCUGGUCAUGGAUAUCAUGGCUUUAGAUGACUUUACCUACAAAUGGAAUGGAAAGACCUGGGAGCCUGUUGGAUUGGACGAGUCUCAUGUGCUGGGACAGAUAUGUGUUCACCCAGAGUCCCCAGCCUUGGGCCAACAGUGGAUGGAUAGCACUGUGUCUUUUUACAAGGUGAAGCUAUCCAAUGAUUCCAUGGACCAAGAGGGCUGUGUGCGUUUGCAUCCAAUGCACCGCUACCUACCACGACUUCGUAUUGUUCCUUUUGAUCCAGAUUUAGGAGGGACUAUUGCACUUGAUAGUCCAAAGGUUAAGAUAUUUAGCUUCCCUCAAACAGCGUUUUAUGCCGUCACCAGCUACCAGAACCCUCAAAUCACUCAGCUUAAAAUUGACUGUAACCCUUUUGCAAUGGCCUUCAGAGAAGACAGUCAAAGCAUUUGCCUGCUGCAAGACAAACUCAGGCCCUGCUCUUCUGUUGGUACACGCUUUCGAGCUCCUCUUUUAAGUUUGGCACGGAAUUUCAGUGGAAAAUGGAAAGAGGUUGCAGUAAAGAACAGCGCCUCAACCCGUAUUCAAGACAACAGAGAAAGAGGUCUUUCUGCAGAAACAGAAUCUCUUAAAGAGGGAGAGGGCAUCUUUAGUAAAAUGAAAAAUGGCAUUUUAAGUUGUCCAAAUAAUACUGAUUACAGUGAAAAUGACAGAGGAAAUGAUUCUGUGUAUAAUUGUACAGCAGAACCCGUGCUGGAUGAGUAUAUGGCACCUUUGGAAUUUGAACAAAGUGAUCCUUUAGAAGAACCCUUGCCAAUUGCUGAUGAACCAUUUCCUCACAUAAGCAGCACUGAAAAUUCGAAAUCUUCUGAGAGUUUUGAACAUGCUGUUAGUUCCUACUUAGGCUGCCAAGACAGUGGCUCACCGACAAAAACAUUAAUGUCUGCUCGGAGUUCUCAGACUGAGAGGGAAAUAAAGUCUGUUGCUGCUUCCCUGCCCAGACCACCACUUAAUGCUAGUCAAGUACAUGAGCGAAAAUCAGGCCACCCGCUUAAACGUCGGAGGGGCAAAAAAGCUAAAUCUAAACUGUGGUCUAGGGCAAAGUAUAAGAAACCCCCUCCUACAGUUGUGCCACUUAACGCUCCUUUGCACCCAGACCUUGAAGAUGUGGAGGGAAUGUUGUUUGUAUCUUUUGUUGCAAAGGAAGCCUUAAAAACUCCUGCUGAAAACACAAAGGAAAGUGAAACGUCAAUGCUUUCACAAUCUCCAACACAUGACCAGUCAGAUAAUCAUGAAGCUGAAGAUGUCAAUCUUUCUGUGCCGGAAAGAAUUGCCAAAUUGGAGAAAAUUUUACUCCUUCACCUAAAACAGCAAAAACACAGACAGGUCAUUCACCCAUGCCUACAAGACGUUGGCAUGAAAUUGACCCUUCUGGAUCCAAAGUUACCUAUAGACUUGCAGUACCUUGGUGUGCAAUUGCCCCCUCUUCCACCUCUUCACAAGGGUUCAGAUAAAAUGCAUCCCAUGAGCCUGUCGCCUUCUCCUGACGGUGCUGGAUUAUUUGUGUCACGGACAGGGAAGACAAAUGAUCCCACAAAGAUUAAAGGCUGGAAAGAUAAAUUUAAGACGAACACUGUACGGUCCACAACUGAAGGCCUGAAAAACAGUUCGGCAUUCUGCAGUGAAAUGCUGGAUGCGUAUCUAGAAAAUGAGGCCCAGCAAAUCAGCGAUCGUGUUGCUGUGUUUUCUAAAUGCUCUGCAUCACCAGUAUCUUACCAGCUACCUUCAAAGAGCAGCAGUUAUGUGGUUACUCUGGACAGUCUUCUUAAGAGUCGAUCUGUUUCAUCAAAGAAGGACUACACCAAACCGACGGAAGAAAUUCUACUCAGAUCUCCACUUAGAGGAUCUCCAAACACUGCUAUACCUUUGUCUUCAGCAGGAUUUCAACAUGGAUUACAAGGAAACCGAAAGAAAGGGAGAAAUUUUGCAUGUUCGCUUCAGGCACAGCAAGAUGCAUUGUCUACACUUCAAGCCAGCAAAUCCUUGAUAUCUGUUUCUAGAGGUGAAAUAGAGAAACAACCUGGCAAAUGGAACGUCAGUGUCUCUGUAAAAGCCAGAAACAAGAUGUUACUUCAAGAGAUGGAGAAAAAGGCAAUGGAUCUUGGUAAAGUUUGUACACACAUCACUGCUGAAAGAGCAAAAUUUGCUCUUUCUUCUCUGAUUAAUUUCAAGAAAUCACGCAAAAGGCCUAAGUACUACAUGCACAGAAAAAAUGAGAAAGAAUGUCCUGAGGAUUUCUGUCGUUUGGGCUGUGUAUGUGAUAGCCUGGGCAGGGAAAUCCGAGGGCCUACACACUGUCGGAGAGUUGAGUGCAUGUUUGACUGCAAAUGUUUCAAGCACAAGGUUCUUCUGCGCCGUCCUCCAAAAGAGACAGCAAAUGUUCAACAGGGAAGGAAGAGUUCAGUACUGGCUUUUUCUAUUUCAGACCCAGAGUCGGAAACCAGACCACCACCUGCACCCAGUAUCACCACCUUAUGGAAAAGGAACACAGGGGAAUAUGACCCUGAGCCAAUAUUUAUUCCAGAGCCUUCACUUUCUUCUAAAAAAGUGCCUUAUUUACGUACCAGUCUUAACUACUCCUUUAAUCAGGUGCGGGAGGAAGAUAAAGAUCCUGUGUAUCUAUAUUUUGAGAGUAUGAUGACAUGUGCUCGUGUGAGAGAGUACAACAGUAAUCCACCACCUCAGAUACACAUGUUCCCUACCAAAAAAGAAAUGGCAGAACCUGAAGAGCUUAAUGAAAUUGCAGAAGCAGGCGAACCAACUUCCUCUCAAAAAGCGAGAGAAACAAAUUCGACAGAAAUUCCAAUAAAGACACCGGAGCCCAAGCCCACUAAACUGCUGGAAAUCCUGUCUGAGUGUAACUGGGAGCCUCAUCGGAAUUUGGUUUUGAGCACGCUGUUUCGGCGCAUGAACAGUGACCUACUCUCUGAGCCUUUCUGCUUUGGCAUGUACAAAAUACAGCUCCUUUCUACUACCAUCAAAGGAGUAGACAGGUCUUCUACAAUUACUUACAAGGUGUGCAUCUCCCGGGCGAAUGAAAAAGAGAUGACUGAAGACUUGCAGCCACCAGUGAAGAAGGGAAUGAAAAGAAAAAGUGUAAAAGGUGUUAAAACCAAAGUAUCAAAGAAGUGUGAAAUACGAGCUCGGAAAGCAACAGAGGGCUCUGAUUCUCUAACGCAGCAAAAAAGGUUUUUCUCUAAGAGAGUGUUCAGGGCUUUGCCCUACCGCACCCAUGCUGCUCAUGUUGGUUGCCUCAAGGCAGAUAAAAAGAAACCCGGAAGCUCUACUCAAAGUCUAAUUAAGGUAAAUGGCAAAACAUACUCUAAAGCUAAAUUCCUUUUGGGCCACAUUGGUGCAUUACAUCGAGUGAAUCGCAUUGCAGCUUUUGUCACUGGCAGGCUACAGCAUGUACAUCGAGAUCAGACUAAAUGUGUGGGUGAUGUCACUAAAACAUGUCUUCCCAAAGCAUCUCUCAAGCCUAGUUCUAAAACCAAAGUGACAAACGUUUCAAGGCAAACAAAUCAUGCUGUAGCCAGACCACCUUCAGCCAGUGAACCUGAACCUAAGAACAGAAGUUCAAACAGUAGUCCGAUGAAUGCCCUUUCUCAACUUGUGGGCUCACCCCCUGGCACAACCACCAUUGUACCUGAUGGCACCAGAUUUGUUCUUGUGCCAGUAACAUUUCCCAACUCUGCAGCUGCUCCGUCAGCAGAAACUGUUAAUAGUUCCACCCUCCCACCUGGUCAGCAAGUGGUUCUGCAGCCUGCUCCAGGGUCAAACUUUUUAUGCCAGUACAAUGGCCAAAUGAUCCAACUAAAGCCCAUCAGCACUGGGCCUCUUGUUCAGCCACAACCUAGUUCUGCCAGUGAAGAAAACACUUCACAGGUUAUGGAAGCACCAUGCCUGCAAAAAGACACCAGAUUUCUUCAGAUGCCUUUGAUCUCUACUCCUCAUUCAAAAGCGUUACUCAAGCCUUUGCCAGACAUUUCACCCAUUGCGCUCUCUCUGUCAGCAAAGAGUGGCAUGAACGUUGCCAGUGGCAUGUCAGCUUUUAACUUGCAGUCGAGUUUUCCAGGUAAAACUGGUACAUUCUCUUUUCGAAUCUGUCCCCCUACUGGCCAAGGGAAGACUGUAAGAUCAGAGCAUGGUGGUAAGCCUCCUGAACCCUCUGCUGACAGUCCUUCUGCUGUGUUACUUCCUGGAGGUUUCACCUUGAUUAAACUCCUUCAGCCUGCUGUGCCAGCUGUUCCUGCAAAUGUCACCUCAGCUGAUUUUCUUCAAGCUGAAAUCCCACAGAAUGAUGAAAAUAUGAGGAAAUCUAUCGUACAGAGUUGCUCCCCCAGCGUUGAACAAAAUCAUCAAGUCUCAGAAAACAUUUCCAAUCCACUUCUUGCUGAAACAUCAAACCCUGAACAUGGGGCUCCUGCUGGCUUAAGCCAGAGUAGCAUUAGCCUUCCCUCAGAAGAUGUUAAUAAAGAUGAGCCUGUGGAACACGUCUCUGGUUCAGUAAAUACAUUGUCUCCAGGCAAGUUUAACUGGGUACCUGAUGGUGCUGUGAUGGUACACUCAAGUGAUGUUAGUGAAUUGGAAACUGAGGAUCUGGAUGACUGGCCACCCAAUGGAGCAGAGCGAAUUUUGUGGAUUGACUCUGCUGAUGAAGAGGAGAAUGAAAUCCCACCUUCGGAGGAAGCCAGUGAGCCAAAGACUACAAUAGGAGCUAACUUUAGUAGCUGUGAUGAAAGGCUUGUAGAUAAUCUUCAAGAUGCAUGUUCUAAAAGCUCUCCUGUUGAUGAACAAAAACAUCUGAAAUCUAGCAUAUCCAGUAAUGGCAAUGAAAAAGACUGUGAUUCAUGCAUAAAUGCAAAUAACUCCUACACUGCAAAUAUUAGCAAGCAAGAGCCAUCUUUCUCAGUUCCCAUUAAAAAGGUUGCCAAUAAUAAUCCAUCACAGAUACUUUCUGGCUCCCAUAAUAUCAGUGUUCAGUUUCAAGAAGAUUGUCCUUCAGUUGACAUUAAAAAUGAGCCAUAUAACACAACCGAUAUGGACAAGGCUGGGAAUGAGCCUGGCAUCAAGGACCAAGGGCUUCUAGCUGAACAUAGCACUUUGGCUAUCAGUAGAAUAGAAACUAACCAUCAAACAGGGGAGAAUACAUUUCUCAAACAUGUUCAGCUCAUGAACGAAAGACUUGACUCUGCUAAUAAUUACGGUGUUUCUACUAACAUAGAAUCAUGCAGUGACUCACCUAGAACACACACCAGCACCAUGUGCGAUGUUGCUAAACAGCAUAUUGUCUCAGAGGAUAUUUUACUACUUAUGAAUAAAGAAGAACCCAGUAUGAAUCAAUCAGUGACAGAAUUUCCACAAGACCCAAAUAAGCAAGGUUUGGGCUCUAAAAACAGUUCCCAAAUUCUCACUCAUAUGGAGUUUUAUAACAAUCCAUCCAAACUCAACACCACAGCUUCACUGCAUGCCAAAGACAUUCAUGAGAAUGCUGACGCUGCUGGUAAUGCUCAAUGCCGUUUACUCGAUAGUCAGACACUUGUGACCUCCACACCCACAGCACAUCCACUAAACACAGCCUCUUUGGUUGAGAAAACUGGCUUACAAUGUGUGUCGCCUGUUCCUCAUAAUAAGCAGAAAUUAUCCCCUGAGCUAUCGGAUGGUUUUGCUAACCUGUCAGACAACUGCACUAAGAGUUCUAAAAUAUCAGAAUCAAAUGAGGGAAAAGAUGAAGCAUUGGAUAGGAACAAUACUGCAGUCGGAGAGCUGUGCAGUGAUUAUGAGAUUGCUGUGGAUGUGAUGAACUUGAGUGAAGAUGAAGUCGAAGACGAGUUUGACAGAGAUGAACCCGAUUCAAUAGCCUCUGGUGAGACCUCUAGUGAUGACGAGGAUUCCAGUAAUAUCUCCACUAGUGACAGUGAAACAACAACAGAUGACACUAUGGACUUAUCGAGUGAAGAUGAUGUUGAUGCUGAAUCAUUUGAGGACAAUGAUGGAAAGAGACUUAUAAACAUGAUAAAUGUUCAAACCAGACAUAAACACAAAUCAAGGAAAGCAGUUAAAUUGAAAAAAAAGAUUAAGUAUCUCACAAACCUUAAGACAUCAAGAUAUCUGCCAGUGCAUGAGCUAGAAAAACGGCUCAAUCACACUGAAAAAGAGCGCAUUCGCAGAGAUGAAAUGCGUCAAUCCUUUGUUGCACUGAAAAAAGCACUGAAUGUUGAGGAACGAGUCAAAAUGUGCAACCAUGACAUUCUAAAUCAGGCUCGACUUACGAUUUGGGCUCUUAAGGACCGGAGUCAGUGUUUAGAGGAAAGGAAAAAAGCUCUACUUCAGAGACAGUCUGCCUAUCUUCACAAGAUUGUAGAACUGUCUGAAAAGACAGAGGAUGGUGUCAACACGUGGGUUCAGGAACAAUGUGAACAGCAAAAGCAGAUUGGCUCCCAAAACACACUGCAGACCUCAGUUUCAGGUCCUUUAGUAAACCCUCAACGGUUAGAUAGUGAUGGCAACAGACUUCCACCCAGUCUUGGAUGUGGGAAAGCACCUAAUUAUAUACACAAAAAGGCCUUAAGGCAGCCUCCUAUUACUACCACAGAAGAACAAUCAUUGCCAAAGAUUGCGUUGCAGUCCUUCGGCAAGACUGACGCUGUACAGCACACAUAUAAAACAAGAACAUCUCAAGCAAGUUCUACUGAAGUCUCCAAGUCUGCUAAACAGUUAAUGGAUGGUAAUUUGGAUUUGAAUGUCCAAACCAAAGAAAUCGAAAAAUGCAGUGCAACAAGAACCUCAUGUGUAAUGGAGAAAACUCUAGUGACAGAGAACUCAAACAAAGAGAGCCCAGCUCCAUCCUCCGAAGUCACUGGGAAUGAUGUCCAGAUUAAAACAUUGUCCAAGUUGGAGAAUGAACAGGCUGUGGUAAAAGUGAGGAAAAAAAUUGGAAAAAAUGUAGUGGUAAUAGAAGAGACUUUAUCCAGUCCUGAUGUCUUAGGACCCAGGAAGCUAAGGCAAAGACCCCCUGCAGUUACUGGAGGGGCCACAAGGGGAAGAACAACAAAUAAAAGGAGGAGGAUUAUUUAGAAGUUUUAGACUUGUGAACUGGCUCACACGCUAGCUUCUCAGUUUUGUCUGUUAAUAAUAUUUAUAUUUUUUAAUUUUAGUUUUUUUGAGACUACAGAGGAUUUUGGGUAAAAAAUGUAGUUCUCUGUAUUUCUCUGCAAAAAAAAGAAUAAAGACUGCAGUACUUUUUAUUUUGGUGGUUGCAUCCAGACUGUUAGGACUGACCGUCUGUUUGAUUUUCAGGUUACUGCAAAUACACUUGUGCCCAAACUGAGGAUUGUUAAGAAUAGAUUAGCAUUUGAAUAAAACAUUAAAUUAAUGUAUGCAUAUUAACUGUAAUUGUUUCAUGAGAAACCCAUAUUGGGAUAAACUUACUAAAAUGCUUUUUAUUUUGGUUUAUCAUGUUACGUGUCUGUUCAUAAGUUCAGAUUUUGCUAAUAAGGGUUUCACAUGUAAGCAAGGAAUGGAUUAACUCAUUGUAUGAUAUACUUUUUUAAUCAUGAUUUUUACUGAUUAUCCUUUUGGGUCAGACUAAUUGUUGCAAAAUACAUUUGGCAGUAUAAAUACCUCAUGGUCGACAAAUUGUGAGGCAGUAUCUAAAGUGCAGGAAUAUCAAUGUAUAAA
Tachysurus vachellii is the source of this 8490-nucleotide messenger RNA. It is a transcript of the gene magl, whose product is annotated as MAX dimerization protein MGA-like. The coding region runs from base 424 to 7887 and encodes 2487 amino acids. Gene Ontology annotation, molecular function: protein dimerization activity; RNA polymerase II cis-regulatory region sequence-specific DNA binding; DNA-binding transcription factor activity, RNA polymerase II-specific. The transcript is spliced from 23 exons. Gene Ontology annotation, cellular component: MLL1 complex; nucleus. The record is from RefSeq and is a predicted model, not a curated record. NCBI's taxonomy places the organism in Eukaryota, Metazoa, Chordata, Actinopteri, Siluriformes, Bagridae. Gene Ontology annotation, biological process: positive regulation of DNA-templated transcription; regulation of transcription by RNA polymerase II; cell fate specification.